UCAAUAACACAGAUGGUGUCAUCGUUUCUAUUCACGGAAUUGUACGUCAUUAAAAUGCGCUGGAACGAGAGCCCAUUUUUGGCCUUACUCCCCUUGCAACUCCAACCAGGCUCGCCCCCACCUGAACAUGUCGUCGACAAUCAAUUCCUCAGACAAGGCCGUAGAUAACAAGACGGAGAGCGUUCCGGAUAAGGAGGAUGAAUCUGGCGAAGACCUUCUUGACAUGGCCACUUUUGAUCAGCUGCUAGACAUGGAUGACGAAGAAGACCAUGAGUUUUCCAAAUCGAUCGUCUGGGACUAUUUCAAGCAAGCCGAAGCCACCUUUGAAGAUAUGGACGGAGCACUUGAGAAGAAGGAUCUCUCGGAGCUUUCUCGGUUAGGUCACUUCCUCAAAGGUAGUUCUGCUGCUAUUGGCCUCAGGAUGGUCAAGGCAACAUGCGAAAAGAUCCAAAACAUUGGCAACCUCAAGGAUGAGACUGGUAUCUCUACAAUUGAUUCAGAGGAAGCAUUGAAACAAAUCGCACCUCUACUCCCUCUGGUCAAUAAGGAGUAUAAGGCAGCCAAGAGUCACUUAGAAACGUUUUAUGAAGAACAAGAGACCCGAUAAAUAUAGCGCGCCUUUUCCUUUAGUUACCUUCCACCCCAUUUCAAUCUCUAAAAAUCACUAGUCCAACUUACUUCUAGCUUAAGUUGUGGUCGCUUCUUCCUUUUUCUCUGCCAUACCUUUUAUUCUCAAUUCUAAAUCAGAACAACAAACCCAAACAAAAAGAAGAAAAAAAAAGAAACAAUGAGAAAUUUGCUCACUGUCAUAUUUUUGCUUCAAGGGCAUGUAGUCGCUCGAGGAUCACAGCUUUCUAUAUUUUGCCACAUCUCCUCUUUUU
This is a messenger RNA of Umbelopsis ramanniana AG, 881 nucleotides long. RefSeq lists its product as uncharacterized. Lineage: Eukaryota; Fungi; Mucoromycota; Umbelopsidomycetes; Umbelopsidales; Umbelopsidaceae. Bases 128 to 607 code for a protein of 159 amino acids. The transcript is spliced from 3 exons. Gene Ontology annotation, molecular function: protein histidine kinase binding; histidine phosphotransfer kinase activity. The record is from RefSeq and is a predicted model, not a curated record. Gene Ontology annotation, biological process: phosphorylation; phosphorelay signal transduction system. Gene Ontology annotation, cellular component: nucleus; cytoplasm.